This is a messenger RNA of Orycteropus afer afer, 801 nucleotides long. It is a transcript of the gene MPZ, whose product is annotated as myelin protein zero. Gene Ontology annotation, biological process: myelination. The record is from RefSeq and is a predicted model, not a curated record. Lineage: Eukaryota; Metazoa; Chordata; Mammalia; Tubulidentata; Orycteropodidae. Gene Ontology annotation, cellular component: membrane.
CUGUCCCCCACUCUCCCAACCCCACAGAUGCUCCGAGUCCUAGCCCCUGCCCCAGCAAUGGCUCCUGGGGCUCCCUCGUCCAGCCCCAGCCCUAUCCUGGCUGUGCUGCUCUUCUCCUCUUUGGUGCUGUCCCCAGUCCAGGCCAUCGUGGUUUACACAGACAGGGAGGUCCAUGGUGCUGUGGGCUCCCGGGUGACUCUGCACUGCUCCUUCUGGUCCAGCGAGUGGGUCUCAGAUGACAUCUCCUUUACCUGGCGCUACCAGCCUGAAGGGGGCCGUGAUGCCAUCUCGAUCUUCCACUAUGCCAAGGGGCAACCCUACAUCGACGAGGUGGGAACCUUCAAAGAACGCAUCCAGUGGGUAGGGGACCCUCAAUGGAAGGAUGGUUCCAUUGUCAUACACAACCUGGACUAUAGUGACAAUGGCACUUUCACCUGUGACGUCAAAAACCCACCGGACAUAGUGGGCAAGACCUCUCAGGUCACGCUCUACGUCUUUGAAAAAGUGCCAACUAGGUACGGGGUGGUGCUGGGAGCUGUGAUCGGGGGUGUCCUGGGGGUGGUGCUGUUACUGUUGCUGCUGUUCUACUCUGUGCGGUACUGCUGGCUACGCAGGCAGGCAGCCCUGCAGAGGAGGCUCAGUGCCAUGGAAAAGGGAAAAUUGCACAAACCUGCAAAGGAUUCGUCUAAACGCGGCCGUCAGACGCCAGUCCUAUAUGCCAUGCUGGACCACACCAGAGCCAAAGCUGCCAGUGAGAAGAAGCCCAAAGGGCUGGGGGAGUCUCGCAAGGAUAAGAAAUAG